Molecule: messenger RNA, 945 nt
Organism: Phaedon cochleariae (mustard beetle)
Lineage: Eukaryota; Metazoa; Arthropoda; Insecta; Coleoptera; Chrysomelidae
Source: the annotation of a GenBank genome assembly
AUGUCGAUACAAGCCUCCCCAAGAGAUAAAAUCGGCUUGCUGAGCGCGUCGUCUUUCAAAAGCAGUCUUGAUCGUACUACUGCUACGAAUUUUAACGCUUAUACUACUGAAUCAUCUUCUAGAAAUUCCACACCAAAGAAUACCGGUAGACCGGCUGACACCAUCCACUACCUCUCCCCAGCCACCACCCGGACCGGCAGCGAGCACGAGGGCGACCUCUCCUACCGGCAGUUCGUGCACUUCCGGCCUCCCGAUUUCGCCGCCCAGCAGCAGGACUUCGACUCGGGCUCGGCCAGCUCGCGCUCGUCGGCCUCGGCCGCCUGCGACCAGUCGGAGCCGCAACGGACGCUGGCUAUUGUCAAGCCAGAGGCGGUGCGGUUCAAGGACGUGGUGUUGAGGGCUGUGUGGGAGGCAGGAUUGAAGAUACUUGAUCAACGACUUAUUCACCUCAGUCCAGAGCAAGUCUCAGAAAUCUACGCGAAACACUAUGGCAGCCCCUCCUUCCCCCACAUGGUGGUCACCAUGAACGUUUCCCCCGUCUUGGUGCUAGCCCUUGCCGGCAAAGACUGCGUGGAAAAGUGGAAGACCAUGAUAGGCCCUUAUGGUGUACUCAGGGAAGAGUGGUUCUUUCCUUACAGCGUCAGGUCGAGGUUCGGGAUCCUUGCUGAUAUGCCCGACGCGUUGCACGCUUCUGAAAAUGUGGCAGAAGGGAUGUGGGAAAAUCGGUAUUUUUUUCCCAGAAGUAUUUUGGAGCCUUUGAUUAUUGAUGAAGACAAAGUGGCCGACUAUGUAAAUAAUUUUGUAACACCAACACUAACAGACGGCUUGGCUCAAGUGGUACUUAUGAAACCAAUAGAUCCGAUCAUGUUCCUCGCAGAAUGGUUACUAUUGAAUAACCCCUACCAAGCUAAAUUCCCAGAAAAUGUAGCAGUUAGCCCCCUCUGA